Molecule: messenger RNA, 924 nt
Organism: Aureobasidium melanogenum CBS 110374
Lineage: Eukaryota; Fungi; Ascomycota; Dothideomycetes; Dothideales; Saccotheciaceae
Exons: 1
Coding region: 1-924 (307 amino acids)
Source: RefSeq, a predicted model, not a curated record
AUGUCUACACAAGCUCCGUACGCCACAGAUGUCGUCGAUGCAGCGGCGCUGGACCACGAAGUAUUCCAGCAAGAGCUUCUCCAGGCUAUCAACUCAGCAGAUCCCAUGAGUGUCAAUUGGCGUAAUCUGAGCGUUUUGCUCAAAGCUCGAAUAAACCUCCCACAUCCCAUCAUACUCGCCAAGUGGGUAGAGCGUUUCACAACACAACUGCGCUGGUCUCCGUACGAUUCCGUGCCAUUCGUUCCAGAACGCUUUCCUGGGGUGAAACUCAUCUCAGCACAUCAUACCUAUCCUCAGAGGGAUACAGUGAUGCUUAUGCUCUCUGUACCCGGUGCUGUAUGGGAGAGUCUUCAGCAUUCAUCGGCAUCUGAUUCAAUCACUAUUCUGGAGCAUGUGGGGGAGGAAAACGUCGUUGGAGACUUGCAGAUGACCUAUCUGCUUACACGAGCAGCAAGGCGAGUCAACGAAGGACCGAUCUCGAUCGACCAGUUCAUGGACGAUCUCAAAAGGGUAUGCUUGGCCAUGAAUGACGGUUACGGAGAUAGGGUAGUAAGAAACUUCGUCUUUCCCCGAGUCAAAUUCACCGUAAAGAUGACGAAAGAGAACCACGAGGACAGUCGAGAGCCCACAGGGUUACCGUGGAAUGAUAUACGACUCCAGACGAAGUCCAUGAGCCGUAGUGGCUUGAAAUUUCUUGGUGAAUCUCCAUGUGAAGGAGGCUCUGAAACCACGUUCGUUAUUGCCAAGGACUACUGGCCGUACCUCGAAGCCAUCUCCCACACGUAUUGCUUCGCUGGUUAUGUUGAGAAGCGCGAAUAUAGGGAGAUCUCACCAAAUCGUCACUUUCGACCUUCCCCAGAACCGACACAAGCAAUUGCGGAUACACAAUCACCUCAAAGGGCAACAAAGGCGCGCUCUCUCUAA